AACCCCCCGCACCUCGGGGCGCUCGACGCCGCCGCAACCGCCCUCAUUAGCCGCGAGGACGGCGCUUGGUUUGCCGUCGCUGCUCUCGCUUUUAGGCCCCCCCUAUCAUCCUCAGGUUCCGAAGGGUGGAUCUCCAAGCGGCUGUCACUGAAAGAGUUCAAGAGGGACAAACUUAUCCCUUUACCUCGGGCAGUCGACAGGCUGUACCACGAGACGGCGAAGUGCAUCACCAUUGGCGGUGCGCAUGGCACGGUGGCUUGGGUGGACCUUUGGCGCGGCAUCUUCUUUUGCGACGUGCUCAGACAAUGCCCACAGCUCCAGGAUGUCCCGCUGCCGGAGCCGGCAAGGGCAAACUGGGAUCGCCUCCUCAGAGGUAACCCCGGCUAUUUGCGGGACGUAACUGUCAGCCGGAACAAAGACUCGAUCAAGUAUGUUGAGUUGGAAUGGUUGGAAGUCCUGUCACCAGAAGAGCUGAAUGCCACCCCUGUUUCCUUUGCUGACUGGGUGCGCAAUAGCUCAAGGAAACCCCAGCUCAAGCGUGAUGGCUGGAAGUCCACAACAUGGAACAUGGCAAUACCGGUUGGUUCGUCGGAGGGCUGGCGCUGUGACUGUGUAGUUGACGUGAAAGACAUCAACUUGGAGGCUGGUGACCCAUGUCUUUCUGAUCUCAUGGCUAUGCUGAGCAGCAAGACCACAGGAACGUGGAAGGAACUUCCGUUGGGAUAUCCCAUCCUAAGCAUGGAUGAUGAUGUCGUUUACUUGAUUUCUCAAACCAGACCCAGGAACAUGGACAAGUUGGCAAUGAUGUUUGCUGUCGAUGUGAGGAAGGCAACACUGCGAGGAUUGGCUGAGCUUGAUGUCUAG
Messenger RNA from Striga asiatica, 864 nucleotides. Lineage: Eukaryota; Viridiplantae; Streptophyta; Magnoliopsida; Lamiales; Orobanchaceae. The record is from the annotation of a GenBank genome assembly.